Messenger RNA from Trichoderma reesei QM6a, 546 nucleotides. RefSeq lists its product as uncharacterized. The transcript is spliced from 2 exons. Gene Ontology annotation, biological process: FMN biosynthetic process; riboflavin biosynthetic process. The coding region runs from base 1 to 546 and encodes 181 amino acids. The record is from RefSeq and is a predicted model, not a curated record. Gene Ontology annotation, molecular function: riboflavin kinase activity. NCBI's taxonomy places the organism in Eukaryota, Fungi, Ascomycota, Sordariomycetes, Hypocreales, Hypocreaceae. Gene Ontology annotation, cellular component: mitochondrion.
AUGUCCACCCGCCCCGAAAUCGUAGGCAUGGAAACCGGCCCCGAGCCGCCGUACCCGUACAAGAUGGAAGGCAAGGUCAUUUCCGGCUUCGGCCGCGGCUCCAAAGAGCUCGGCAUCCCAACCGCCAACCUCCCCGUCGACAACGCCCCCUGGAUCGCCAACGUCCCCUCGGGCAUCUACUUCGGCUGGGCCUCCCUCGCCCUGCCCGCCGACCACCCGGACCAUCCUUCCGGCUCAUCUUCAUCAUCCUCCCUUGCCGUCUUCCCCAUGGUCAUGUCCAUCGGCUACAACCCGUUUUACAAAAACACCGUCCGCAGCGCAGAGGUCCACAUCCUGCACUCCUUCGCCAGGGAUUUCUACGACGCCCACAUGAGGCUGCUCAUCCUGGGCUUCAUCCGCGAGGAAAAGGACUACGAUAGCUUGGAGGCGCUGAUUCAGGAUAUCAACUUUGAUUGCGAGGUCGCUAGGAAGAGCCUCGAGAGGGAGGCGUGGAGGUGGGAUAAGGGGCGCAAGGAGGAUGCUGAGUGGUUUGUGAAGCCUUUAUAG